UUCACGGGUUUGUCAAGCCGCUGGUGCAAUGUCAUCGCCUCGCUAGAAGGCAGCAAACUGGAGGGGGAAGACCUGGACCGGGCCGCAGACGUCCGCCGCUUCACGAAUGCUAGCCGAGCCUCGACAGUGUCGGUGAAGGAAGAAGCCCCGCGGUGAUGGUAUUGUUAUCGUUUUAAGACGAAAAGGAGGAAUUGUUUUCACCUCCACCAGGAAGAGGGACCACAGCUCGUGAAGUUCAUAUGCCGAAACCUGCUUUUAUUUGAGAAGGCUGACUGAGCUGUGUCCUGUGUGCUGUUCACGAUGGCCAUUAUGCGACAGUUUGGACUACUGGUGUGGAAAAACUAUCUUCAGCAGAAACGUCAAAUCCUGGUGACUCUGGUGGAGAUACUCCUGCCUCUGCUCUUCUCCGGCAUCCUCAUCGUGCUACGUCAGAAGGUGCCUUUUAAGGACUACCCAAAUGCCACGGUCUAUGAGAGCUACUCUGUCGACACACUACCCACCUUGUUGUUUCAAAGAUUACAGCUGGCAUAUGUGCCCGGUAACUCCAGCGUGGUGCGGCAGGUGGGAGAGCAUGUGCGACAGAGACUGAACCUCUACCCAGUGUAUGACUUUGAGACAGAAGAGCAGUUUGAGGACUAUGUGAGAAAUGACCCUACGUCAGGAAAGCUGCUGGCGGCUGUGGUGUUUGAGCACCCCUUCACCCAUGAUGAUGAACCCCUGCCCGUAAAGGUGAGCUACCACCUGCGCUUCACCUUCACCCCACGCAGGGCCCCGUUGGACGAGAAGUCGCAGCUGAACCCGAACAGCGACCUGGACUGGCACACGCUCAGCCUCUAUCCCCUCUUUCAGCUGCCAGGGCCGAGGGAACAGUAUGACAAGGAGGGGGGAACGCCUGGUUAUUUCCGAGAGGGAUUCCUGGCUGUACAGCAUGCAGUGGACCUGGCCAUCAUGCACUCUUACAACAGAAGUGCUGCUUCAAAUCUGCUGGGACAGAUCAGAGUGGUGCUGUCACGGUUUCCUUACCCAGCCUUUAUAUAUGACGUCUUCGUCCUGGCCAUUCAGAACCAACUGCCCUUACUACUGGUGCUCAGCUUUACCUACACCUCUCUCAACAUAGUGCGAGCUGUGGUGCAGGAGAAGGAAAGGAAGCUCAAGGAAUACAUGAGGAUGAUGGGUCUCAGCAACUGGCUCCACUGGAGCGCCUGGUUCCUCAUGUUCUUCCUCUUCCUCUCCAUUUCAGUCUUUUUCGUCACACUGCUCCUCUGUAUUCAGGUGAGCCCUAAUGGAGCAGUGCUGACCUACAGUGACCCCACGCUGGUCUUCGUGUUCCUGCUCGUCUUCACUGUGACCACCAUCAACUUCAGCUUCAUGAUCAGUACCUUCUUCUCACGAGCCAAUGUGGCGGCGGCAGCGGGAGGCUUCAUCUAUUUCCUGAGUUACUUGCCUUAUUUGUUCCUGUGGCCACGGUACGACUUACUGAGCCAUGCCCAGAAGGUGUCAGCCUGCCUCAUCUCCAACGUGGCCAUGGCCAUGGGGUCUCAGCUCAUAGGAAUGUUUGAAGGCAAAGGUACGGGAAUCCAGUGGUCAAACUUGUUUGACUCUGUGACGGUGGAUGAUGACUUCUCCAUGGCCCAGGUGUUGGGCUUGCUGGUUUUUGACUCUGUGCUCUAUGGGCUGGUGGCCUGGUACAUGGAGGCAGUUUUUCCUGGGGAGUAUGGAGUGCCUCUACCCUCUUACUUUUUUGUACUGCCUUCAUACUGGUGCAGCAGUCCUCGCAUGGCUUUGGUGAAUGAGAAAGAAGAAGAGGAGGAUGCAGAAAAGGCUCUGAAAGGGGAGUUUAUAGAGGAGGAGCCAACUGGACUAGUCUCCGGGGUCAAGAUUAAACACCUGGCUAAGGAAUUCAGAGUGGGCAACAAGACGCGGCAGGCUGUGCAGGAUCUUACCCUGAACAUGUUUGAGGGACAGAUCACCGUGCUGCUAGGACACAACGGUGCUGGGAAGACCACGACACUGUCCAUGCUGACAGGGCUGUUUCCCCCCACCAGUGGCAGGGCCUAUAUCAACGGCUACGACAUCUGUCAGGACAUGGCUCUGAUCCGCCGCAGUCUGGGGCUCUGUCCCCAGCAUGAUGUACUGUUUGAUAACCUUACUGUCAGAGAGCACCUACUCUUCUAUGCACAGCUGAAAGGCUACUCCAAAGACAAGAUUCCAGAUGAGGUGGACCGGAUCAUCCGUAUCCUGAACCUUGAAGAUAAGCGACAGGCUCGCUCCAAGACCCUCUCUGGUGGCAUGAAGAGAAAACUCUCCAUUGGCAUUGCCCUGAUUGGAGACUCUAAGGUGGUGAUGUUAGAUGAGCCCACAUCAGGUAUGGACCCAUCAGCUCGACGUGCCACCUGGGACCUUCUGCAAGGGGAAAAGCGUGGUCGCACCAUCCUGCUCACCACGCACUUUAUGGACGAGGCAGACCUGCUUGGCGACCGCAUCGCCAUCAUGGCAGGAGGGGAGCUGCAGUGCUGCGGGUCUCCACUCUUCCUUAAGAACAAAUAUGGUGCUGGCUACCACAUGGUGAUAGUAAAGGAUGCUCUUUGUAACGUGUCUGAGAUCACCCGCCUUGUCCACAUGUAUGUACCUAAUGCCACACUGGAGAGCAGUGCUGGAGCUGAGCUCUCUUACAUCUUGCCCAAAGAAAGCACCAGCAGGUUUGAGCUGCUGUUUGCUGAGCUGGAGAUGAACAGAGAGGAGCUGGGCAUCGCCAGCUAUGGAGCUUCUGUAACCACUAUGGAGGAGGUUUUCCUCAGAGUGGGAAAGCUGGUGGAUUCCAGUUUGGACAUCCAGGCAAUCCAGCUGCCAGCCCUGCAGUACCAACACGAGAGACGCUCCCAUGACUGGACCACGGAUGACGCCAGCAGCAUCAGCGGCAUGACCGAUGUCACCGACUUCACGGACAGUGGCACGCUCAUCUCAGAGGACUGCUCCAACAUUAAGCUGAAUACCGGGGUGAGACUACACCUGCAGCAGUUCUAUGCCAUGUUCCUGAAGAGGGCGCUGUACAGCUGGAGAAACUGGAAGGUGAUGGUGGCUCAGUUCCUGGUACCUUUAGUCUUCACAGUUGUGGCUUUAGUUGUGGCACGCACCUUUCCCAACCACCAGGACGCUCCUAUGCUGAGGCUGGCACUCAGCCGCUAUGGUCCCACCAGGGUCCCUGUUGCUCUGCAGCCUGGGCUGGGUCCCCUGGCCUCUGCCUUAGCAAAUACGUACAGUUCACAGCUCUCUGCCCAGCUAGGCCAGCUCAUCAACAUCACUGACUUUACUGAUUACAUCCUGACCCAGGCAGAGGAAGAAGGCGGCAGCUUUAAUGAGCGCUGCGUGGUGGGUGCUGCUUUCCGUGGCAGCAACAGCCAGUAUGCAGAAGCAACAGCCUACUUCAACAACGAGGGCUACCAUACACCCGCCACAGCCCUCAUGAUGGUGGACAAUGCUCUGUUCAAACUUCUAGCAGGCCCGAACGCUUCCAUCCAGACGGGCAAUUACCCCAUGCCCCGCAACCUGUCUGAGACCGCCCGGAGCCAACUUACAGAGGGAAAGACGGGCUUUGCCAUCGCCAUCAACCUGAUGUACGGUAUGGCCUCCCUGUCCAGCACAUUUGCCCUGCUGCUCGUAACAGAGUCCUCUAUCAAGUCCAAGCAUGUGCAGCAGGUCAGCGGCGUCUACCUGUCAAACUUCUGGUUUUCUGCCCUUCUGUGGGACCUGGUCAACUUCCUGCUGCCGUGUCUCCUCAUGCUGGUGGUAUUUCAGGCAUUCGGAGUCAAGGCCUUCAUAGACGACAACCACCUGGUAGAUGUGUUGUUGUUAUUGCUGCUGUAUGGCUGGGCUGUUGUGCCUCUUAUGUAUCUGCUCAGCUUCCUCUUCUCCUCUGCUGCUACUGCCUACACACGCCUCACCAUCUUCAACAUGAUCUCUGGCACAGCCACCUUCCUGGCUGUCACCAUCAUGACCAUCCCAGACCUGCACCUGCAGGACCUGUCGCACUUACUGGAUAAAGUGUUCCUGAUCUUCCCAAACUAUUGCCUGGGCAUGUCCUUCAGCCAGUUCUACCAGAACUACCAAUUCAACUCUUUUUGCCCCACCAGUCCAAUCAGCCGAGCAGUGUGCCAUUACUUCAACAUCACGUACCAGACAAACUACUUCUCCAUGUCGGAGCCUGGUGUGGGACGCUUCCUCGUGGCCUUCUCUGUGCAGGGUGUAGUCUUCAUUAUUCUGCUGUUUGUCAUCGAGCUGCAGUGUGUCUGCACACUCCGCCGACUCCUCAGCUCCCUGGGCAGAAGACGCAAACAGUUACCUCUAACAGAGGAUGCAGCAACCCUUCCAGAAGACAGGGAUGUGGCUGAAGAGAGGAAGAGGGUCCUGGAGUGCCAGCCAAUAGUAGAGUCUAUGGUUGGCAGCCCCCUCAUACUGCAGGAGCUCAGCAAAGUGUACAGCAGCGGGGAGAAUCUCCUGGCUGUGGACAGACUGUCUCUAGCAGUAGGCAAAGGAGAAUGUUUCGGCCUCCUGGGCUUCAAUGGAGCAGGCAAGACCACAACCUUUAAGAUGCUGACAGGUGAUGAGAGUGUUACCUCCGGGGACGCCUACAUUGAUGGAUACAGCGUCUUGAGGGACAUUAAGAAGGUGCAGCAGCGCAUCGGUUACUGCCCUCAGUUUGACGCCGUGUUGGACCACAUGACAGGAAGAGAAACUCUGAGUAUGUAUGCCAGACUCAGAGGAAUACCAGAGAAGUAUGUGUCUGGCUGCGUGGAGAAUGUCCUGAGGUCGCUGCUGCUGGAGCCUCAUGCUGAUAAACUGGUCCGCAGCUACAGUGGCGGUAACAAGCGGAAACUGAGUGCAGGCAUGGCUCUGAUUGGUGGGCCUCCGGUCAUCUUCCUGGAUGAGCCUUCGACCGGGAUGGACCCUGUAGCCAGGAGGCUGCUGUGGGAUGCUGUUACACGCACACGGGAGUCUGGAAAGGCCAUAAUCAUCACUUCUCAUAGUAUGGAGGAGUGUGAGGCACUGUGUACCAGGCUGGCAGUGAUGGUCAACGGUCAGUUCAAGUGCCUCGGGAGUCCCCAGCACCUGAAGAGCAAGUUUGGCAGUGGCUACACCCUGCUGGCUAAAGUUCACAUAGAGGCUGAGCUGGAAGACAGCGACCUGCAGCUAUUUAAAGACUUCAUCGAAAGUACCUUCCCAGGAAGUCAACUAAAGGAUGAGCACCAGGGAAUGGUGCACUACCAUUUGACUGACAAAACACUUACAUGGGCCCAGGUGUUUGGCACUUUGGAGGCAGCCAAAGAGAAAUACCAUAUUGAAGACUACUGUGUGAGCCAGAUAUCUCUGGAGCAGGUGUUCCUCAGCUUUGCCCAGUUCCAGCACUGUACAGAGGUUUGGAGGAAGUAAGUCGAGCGAGGAGUCCGUCCAUCCAUUGUCCAUUUUCGACAGUGUGUGUGUGUGUUUUGGACCUGUGCACAUGGACCUUCCUUCGUCACACAACAGGUGUGUACACAGGCUGGAGCAGAAUGUGCUUCAUCUCCAGCUCCAUUUUUACCUUAACUACCAACACAAACAUACACACACAGACACACAUACACACACACAGGGCCAGUUGCCGAACAUCCAACUUCAGCAUUUCUACUACUGUAUCAUGUCUGUGUGUCUUUGUUGGGUCUUCAUGCCGUUGUUAUUGUUGUUGUUGUGUGACAAGAAAGUAGGAGAAUUGGGAUUAUGACAUGUGGGCGACAUUGAUUAUACCAAGUGAUGAACUCUUUUUUUUUUAAGUAAGGACAAAGACAAUGAUACCACUCAUUAGAGUCUCCCACUACUCUGAAUUGUGUGUGAUGGGUUUUUUUGUGUGUGUGCACUCAUGUGUGUACAGCUUGACUUUUUGUUAUUUAUGAUUUUAUUUUAUCACUUGAUUAUGUUUCUAAGAAUCUGUGCUUUUUUUUGUAAUCAGAGCAUGAACCACUCCAUUUGAUACAUUUAUGGAAUCGUUGCACACCUUCUGCGCCUUAUCUAACUUAUGAGGGUUCUUGUUUCUUUAUAUUGCCCUAUACAAAAUGCCUGGUUAUCCUUAAGAGCCUCUUAAUGUUGUUGCCAGAUGUAAAUAAUGUGACGUGUUCAUGGUACUAAAAACCACUUACUCAGUCGGACCAGAGCAGAACAUUUACUCAUUAUAAGACUGUUUUGGGCACAUUAAUGAAUGCAUGCAUAGAAUACAAUUUACAGAGUGCAUGAUACUGAGAGAGCAGAGAGCUGCUAGUGAUUCCUAAAACACCGUCCUGAUUGAAGAUUAAUCCUCAGAGAACAUUUAGUCCACUCUGAGUACACUUACUACUCCGCCAUCGUUUGGGUCAACAAAUUCUGUUUUUGCUGCCAAACAAGUUCCAACAACAGCGUGCUACCAUGUGCAUAUCCAGCCAUUAUAGUUUAAAUGGAAGGUAUGUUAACACGAAGCAUGACAUAAAUGUGUGAUGCAGAGGUCAUGACUUCAGAUCAAGUUGUUUCAGACUGCACAUGAUUGAUUUGGACCUAGAACAGCGAGACUGCAAUGACUGCUGAGGUGCUUUUGUACAUUUUAUUUUUUGCACUUGUUGUGAAUGUGUGUUAAAAGUGUCUGGGUAAGUAUGGCAACACAUGAUUCCUGAAUUAAUCCAGAUUAUACUAAAACAGUGCUAUGAUAGUCCUUAAAUAUUAAAACCAAGAGAUUGUUAUUGUGCAGUGGACAAACUUUACUGCUGUGUCAUCUGUAAUGUAGAGCUGCUCCUUCAGGGAAUGCCAGGAAAUGCAAUAAAAAGGCCCAGCGAUGGUGUGGAUCGUCAAACAUAAUUUAAGUCAUCUGCAUACAAAUAGAUGCCUUGUUCUGAGGAAGAAUGAUCAGCGCAAUGUUUGUUCCUUUUCACAUUUGGAUGUGCCGCUAUGAACCUACUUUCAUGUGUUAAUCACAUUACUAAAAGAUUUGUUUACCCUGUAGGAAUAUUUUAAAUAACAUUUGAACGUUACAAAAAAAAAAUCCCUUAACCAUACUGAUGAGAAGUAUAUUCUCAGUGUUCUGCUUUUCACGUUAAAGAUGUUAUAAUCUGGGAUGAAGUAGCGUGCAAAUGACAUUCCUACCCAAGAAAAAUCACUCUGACUUAAAAGAAGUGAGAUGAAUGUAUUUACUGUCUUUAUGAAAGCAAAGAGCACUCACAGUAAUCGACUUUAUUAACGGUGUCAUGUGACUUACAGAGCUUUCUUCAUGUCACCAGAUGUGUAUGAGAAAACAAGUAGAGACUGACAUUCCAGAAAGACACGCAUAUGUGGCUUAUUGAUCUUGGAUUUAACCUCUUAAUUAUGACUUUUGUUACAUUUGUUUGUGUAUUUGCACAAUUUACGUCCCAUCACAUGUAUGACUUGAAUCAAUUGCAAUGUUAGAUGCAUAUUUUGAGGAACAGUGGAAAGGUUUGUGCUGCUGAUACUGAAGGAUUGAGUUAUGCUGAAAUACAGUGUAUCAUAUUAUAAAAGGGAAUUUACAUCAUUGUAAUUGUGUACUGUCUUGUACCAUGAAACUGACCUUGUCAACUGUAUAUGUAUCGCUAUUCUUUUUAAAUUAAAUAAUGCUCUAUGCAAAUGGAAGCAAAUACCAGAGCCUGGUCUCA
Molecule: messenger RNA, 7661 nt
Organism: Chelmon rostratus (copperband butterflyfish)
Lineage: Eukaryota; Metazoa; Chordata; Actinopteri; Chaetodontiformes; Chaetodontidae
Gene: abca3b
Product: ATP-binding cassette, sub-family A (ABC1), member 3b
Exons: 31
Coding region: 301-5427 (1708 amino acids)
Biological process (GO): lipid transport; transmembrane transport
Cellular component (GO): intracellular membrane-bounded organelle; membrane
Molecular function (GO): lipid carrier activity; ATP hydrolysis activity; ATP binding
Source: RefSeq, a predicted model, not a curated record